Messenger RNA from Haliotis rubra (blacklip abalone), 1608 nucleotides. RefSeq names its product carbohydrate sulfotransferase 8-like. Lineage: Eukaryota; Metazoa; Mollusca; Gastropoda; Lepetellida; Haliotidae. Gene Ontology annotation, cellular component: membrane. Gene Ontology annotation, biological process: carbohydrate biosynthetic process. The record is from RefSeq and is a predicted model, not a curated record. Bases 304 to 1575 code for a protein of 423 amino acids. The transcript has 4 exons. Gene Ontology annotation, molecular function: sulfotransferase activity.
UGUAGCCCAUCAAUAUAUUGCAAAUGUGGCUCUGGGCCUAUUUAGAUUUCAUGUGACAACCAGAUAGUUAUUAUUUGGACGCGGAUACAGGGGUAUUGAUGUCAGCUGAGUGAAUAGCAGUCAAAACCCGUCAUAAUUCAAGUGUUUGUGGAAUAUUACAAGAAGAUGAUCUUAAACGGUGAUGUAUUUAGUCCACACAACGCCUCACGAACGCUUAAGUGUGCACGUGGCUAUCGACAUGGGUAUUGACCAAAGUAUCUGUAUUGUCACCGCCAUCUUGGAGCAGGCACCUUCGCGUCCGUCAUGUCGGUUGUGGUCAGAUGGCUGGGCAACCGGCUGAGGUCCUGCAGACGGCUGAGACGGGCUGUCGUCCUGGGCGUGACAGUAACCAUCUUCAUCCUCGUCCUGUAUCCCCAGGAGAAUACAGAUUCAUCUCAUGCAAGAGGUAUGAGGCCUUUGAAACGGUCCAACCACGAUCAUCAGUUGUCUCCUGCAUAUUGGUUCGUUGAACGCCGAGAGCAGCUUAGAGGCGCGUGCAGACAGAUCAAGCACCGGUCUGGACUUCAGCCGUUUUUAACCUACACCGAACACGUGAUCGUAAAUAUAAAGAACAACAUUUCAUUUUGUGAAAUCCCAAAAGUUGGUUCCAUGUUUUGGCGAUCAGUUCUGAGUGUUUUAGCAGGAAAAACAGACAAUUUCCACACUGCGUUUGAUAAAGAGUGGCUGACCUAUCUCUCAGCCUUGGCGAACAGAGACAAACCACAUUACGCUGCCACGAACAAGAUAGUGUUUGUCAGGAACCCUUAUUCAAGACUUCUAUCAUCAUACAUCGACAAGCUGUUUGCACCAAAUCCAUUUUAUUGGAAUUUGGUUGGAAAAGAUAUUGUGAAAACCGUCCGGCAAAAUCCAACUGUAGACAGUCUAAGAUGUGGCCAUGACGUGACAUUUCCGGAACUUGUUCGUUACUUAAUUAUCAUGGACAACAAAGGAGUGAAGUAUGACAGUCAUUUCGUGCCAGUCAGCAGGCACUGCUCGUUUUGUGAUACGCACUACGAUUUUAUCGGCCACGUCGAGACGUUCAGGGAAGACGUGGCUCACAUUGUGAACGCCGUCCCCCAACUGAAGAAACAGGUCAACCUGUCUGCUGUUGAAAGCGGGACAGAUCUUCAGCAGUUGGAACGAAACUCCCAUAAUGUGUUCGGCAUGAGAAAAGACAGAAUACUAAAAUGCAUGACAUUUCAUGAAGCUCUAGUUCGACUCUGGCGACGGUGGCAGGUCCGAGGUAUUUUGCAUAAAUCAGAAAAGUUUCCUCUGAACAAGCAGCAGUCAAGUUCAGUUACGUUUGAAGAUUUUCACAAGAUGGCAGUCGCGGCUUGGAGUCGAUCCGGAAGCGGAAGUUGGAAGUCAACUAAUAGGAAAGAGGCUCUGAAAGAAGCUUUUAGCGACCUUGACCCUGAUGAUUUAGAAAAAUUGAAUGUUAUGUUCGAAAAUGACUUUUUACUUUUCGGAUAUAGUCGUGACAUUGAAUUAUAUGGCGAGAAGGGAGCAGAUUAUAAAUACUUUAAGCUUGAUUAAAAACCAGUUGCCACCAACUGCAUGGUAUGUUUA